This is a messenger RNA of Caenorhabditis auriculariae, 2350 nucleotides long. Lineage: Eukaryota; Metazoa; Nematoda; Chromadorea; Rhabditida; Rhabditidae. The record is from the annotation of a GenBank genome assembly.
AUGGUUGAAAAAGACUGCGGUUAAUGAAAAGAAACUAUUUUUCUGGCCAUGAAGGUUUUAAGAAAAUUUCCCAAUCUCAGACUUCCACCAAAUAGGUUUGAUUUAUCAUAAAAACUUGAUAUCAAUUUCUAUAAAAUAGCAAUUUCUAGCCACUUGGCGGAAGCUUCGUGGACAAUUUUCGGCUGAGAAGUUGCCGGAACCCAAAACUCUACUGCGACGUUCAACUAUUCGGUAAACUUCCAUUCUCCCAUGUCUACAUAAACUCCGUCCUCGCCGCCAGUUCUGGCUUGGGAGAAGGUGAAGAGGUUGCUUCCAGUAAACUGACUAAUAUAUAAAGUCGUCCUUCAACUUCAGGUGAUUCUCGAAAAAAUCGAAAAUACGACGCAUUGUACUCAUGUAGAAGUAUGCCCUCUUUCCGAAAAUGAUUACUCAAUUAUUGUGAGUUCUCGUUUUUUUUAAUUUCGAAUAUAAUAAAAAUUUAGUUGGAAUCUCACUCUACAAUAGAAAAUGAGUUUUUGAAUCAAGUGCGGCUGGUCUCAAAAAACAUGAUUCUACCUUAUUUUGUAUCCAGAGGAAUUCACGUACAGCUCAGAAUAGGUAACACAGCAAAACUUGAAACAGUGUUCUCAUCGAUUUCAUGUUGAAGUAAGUGUAACGCCACCUACUCCACAUCCGGUUCUACUUAACGAAGACUCUGAAUUGCAUGUACAAACAGCAGAAGUCGUCUCUACCACCGGAAAAGUUUUUGAAAACCAAAUUUCAAAGGUAAUUUUCCGCAUUCAUUCGAAUCAAAAAAAUUUUUUUAGGUUAUCGAUUCUCUCAGCACUGACGCUUUCACUUCCAAAUAUGUUAUGGAAGGUGAACAAACUGUGCUUGAAACCAGGAUUCUACCAAGGAAAAUUGUGGAAGCAUGGAUCAAAAAUCAAGUUUCUCUGAUUCAACCGUCAACAAUUUACUGCAUCGGGAAAGGUCAGUUAGACUUUCAAAACUUGCAAAAAAAGCAGUUCAGAAAACACUGUUGCUCCUGAAUUCGGAGUCGUGGAAAUUAAUGCCGACCAAAAUGAGGAGGAACCUCCAAAUUUCGCCUAUUUGUACCGGACUCCCACCAGGCAAAUUCGACGGUCUGAUUCUUUCAACAGCGCGCUUUUGCGUUUAUUCCAGUCCCUUCAGGUUGAUUGAGUGAAAUGAAAAGUUUCAAUACUGAUUUUAGCUGGGUGAUAAGAUCCAAUCCAUCGACGGAGGAUUGAACCUCGAAGAAUAUACUACUGUGGAGCUAACAAGUUUACCAGCCUCUUACGUUCGAGAAGCCAAAAGUGUUAUAGUAACAAUUGAUUCGAAGGUAUGACAAUUCUUGAAUCAUAUUAGAGGAUGGAACUCUGAGUAAUUUGAUCAAAAAACCAUGUCAGACCUACGAUUGGAUGCGACGUUUUGCUGCAAACGAAAAGAUCAUAAAAUCUCUGAAAGCAAAAACGACAGUUCAUCCACUUCUACUAUCAUACGCGGGAAAGACCGUCGAAAUACCCUUGGGAGGUAAAAGAUCCGACUGACUGAGAAUGGAAACCGGUUCAGGAAGCGCUGUCAAAGUCCAUGUCCGACCUUCAAAGUCGGAUUUCAAGUUUUCCAACUACAAAAGAGCAUGUUUUCUGGUACAAGAAAAUUGCGAAGUCAUCAUCAAAGUGAUCUGAAACUCCUUUCUUUGUCUAUGAGAGAUUUCAGGAGGAGAUCGAGAGCAAAUCAAAAGAUCCUUCAUCUGAGAAGAUACGAGAGAAAGAACGGAAACAAGAACUGACAGAUCCUCAAGAAAACUACGGGUUACAAAGCAAAAUAAAACUAGUUCAUAUUGGGUGAGUUUAUCAGAAAACAAAUGAGGAAUAUUUUUUCAGAGGCCACUCUCAACAUUUGCACGAUAUAGUUUCUCUCUUAGAGCAUCAAGAACGAGUUCACUGCUUAAUUCUGGGAGGGAAAGGUGAAACAGCAAAGUGAAAGACGUAAAAAGCUUCUUAUAGGGUAUGGAAAGACAAGCUUACUGAAAAGACUGGCCAGACGUCUAGCCCACAAUUCAAUGGUCUUUUAUAGCCAAAGAUUGGAUUGCGCUCAGCUGAAAGGUAAGCAUUUUGCCUUAAUCCCUUUUAUCGAUCUUUUUCAAAGAUGAAUUUCAGGGAAAAGCGCAGAAAAUGUUGAGAAGAAGUUAUCAGCAACUUUGGGGAAACUAAGCCAGAAAAGUCCCAGCGUUCUUAUAAUGGACGAUCUGGACAGUUUUUUGCCGUUUUUUGACCUUGAACAGCGGCAAAUUCACGUCGAGAAGGUCGUCGCAGGUUUGCUUCGAAGUCGUUCAUUUUUUUCUAUUUGA